Messenger RNA from Micropterus salmoides (largemouth bass), 2483 nucleotides. RefSeq names its product Src homology 2 domain containing transforming protein D, b (gene shdb). The record is from RefSeq and is a predicted model, not a curated record. Gene Ontology annotation, molecular function: phosphotyrosine residue binding. The transcript is spliced from 8 exons. Lineage: Eukaryota; Metazoa; Chordata; Actinopteri; Centrarchiformes; Centrarchidae. Bases 273 to 1538 code for a protein of 421 amino acids.
UCACUCGCACGUUUGCCUCCAGUCGAUAAAGGAACUCCGUGGAUUUCAGCGCUCAUGUUUUGUUCCAGAAAAGCUGUACUUUUCUCUUUUCCUGUCCCUUUGUGAAAUAUAAAGCGCGAGCGGUGGAAGGUUUCGUCACUUCUCUGUGCCGUUUUAUUACCGUCGACAUGGAGAAACGCGAAAUAAAGCAUCCAAAGUGGCUGAAGGACUGAAUAGGGUUGCCUCCUGCUCCCACUCCACCACACACCAGCACAUUUGGAAGCAGAGCUGCGAUGGCCAAGUGGCUGAAAGACUACCUGAGCUUUGGCAGCAGGAAGGUGCCUCCACAGCCGCCCACACCAGACUAUACCGAGAGCGAGAUCCUAAAAGCCUACCGUCUCCAGAGGGACCUAGACUUCGAGGAUCCCUAUGAGGAAUCCGAAAACAGGUCUAAAGUCGAGUCUGGGACUUCUGACCCUGCAACACCUGUCUAUGGGUCUCCCAUGAAGUCAUCCAGUGUUGACAUGAAAUCUCCCAAACACAGACUGAUCAAAGUGGACUCCCAGGACCUGGGGCGCACCAAGAUCCUCCUCAGUGCCAUCUCUUUAGAGGACCAGCAAGAGUCUGUGGUGCCGUCUGCUCCGCUGGCAGGCGAGACAGAUUAUUCUGACCCAUUCGAUGCUCGUUUGGACCACAGGUCGGAACCAGAUAUCGGACCUGUUCCCUGCGAAAACAACGGCUACAUGGAACCGUAUGAGGCCCAGAGAGUUAUAACAGAGUUGCAGCGUGGCCCAGGAGGAGGACGGCCGCGGGGCGGGGUGCAGCUCUAUGACACACCCUAUGAAGAUGAGCGAGGCCAGCGAUUGGGUCUGGUGUAUGGAGAACCCCAGGAGGAGGGCAAGGAGAGCAGCAGGCUGCCGCAAGAUGACGAGAGACCAGCUGAUGAGUAUGAUCAACCCUGGGAAUGGAAAAAGGAUCACAUCUCCAAAGCUUUUGCAGAAAUGAGGGAGUUGUCGGAGUUGCCCUGGCCUGCCCCAGUGGGUCAGCUGGAGGAGGAGCCCCCCGUCAGAGAGCAAGUGCAGUUUGAUGGCGCAGAGUGGGACCGCUCCUCGUCUCCCACAGAGCGCUUGCGUCCUCCGGGUCCCAGGUCCAGCCCGCUGGCGGGAGGGGGGUUGAAGUUCCGAAUGCCGCAGGAAGGCCUCGCCAUGGUGGGGGAGAGAGUGGACCCUACUCUGCCUCUGGAAAAGCAGGUAUGGUACCACGGUUCACUGUCCCGUUCGGAGGCGGAGUCGCUCCUAACGCUGUGUAAAGAGUGUAGCUACCUGGUGAGGAACAGUCAGAACAACCGCUCUGACUACUCCCUUUCUCUACGGAGCUGCCAGGGUUUCAUGCACAUGAAGUUCGCCCAAAGUAAAGAUGGCAAGUACGUGCUGGGCCAGAAUAGCCCUCCCUUUGACACCAUCCCAGAAGUCAUCCACUUCUACACCUCACACAAACUCCCGAUCCGAGGAGCCGAGCACCUGUCCCUGCUGUUCCCCGUGCUGGUGCAGACACUCUGACUGACCCUGACGCUCUUCUUAGACCUCUGGGAUUUCAUUGUGAUUGGAGACGAAAGACUUGAAUGUUUGAUGGGAUCUUCCCAGCAGCGUGCCAGUUGUCUUGUUGCCAGUUCUUGUUGGACUGGACUACUUUUGAUGAUUCAACACACCAGGGGCUAAUGCUCUCACCCACCACUGCUGUUGUAACUGUGCCAAAUGUCUCUUAACAUCCGGGGGAUCGAUUCACAUGAAAUGCAAUACCUGAACUUCAGGCCACCUUCACUGAAAUUCCUCUCUCUCAUCUCAGAGGGCUGGGUUCAGGACAUCUGAAAUUCUCCCUUUCCAUUUUUAUUUCACAGCUGACUGAAAUGCAUAGGAAGUUAGCAGAGCUGCCGCUGGGAGAAAGUCUGUAUAUUCAGAAUGUACAGAAGAUCUGCAGACGAUUAAGUUUUAGUUACUACUGUUCAACAAAAAACACCUCAUUGACACUGGUAAAAAUAUUGCUGUUGUUAGGUGAAAACGUCACAAGUCACAUUUAGCUGAUUAUCAUUUUACACCAGAAUCAAUAAAUUAAAUUCAAUAAAUAAAAUCUUUUUCAUCCUCACCCUUUUGUAAAUGUUGGAAAAUUCACGUUUUCCAUAAAAAAAAUUAAAAAAUACAUUGCUAUUUUUGAAGAUAUAAGGUUUUUACCAACAGCAGUUAUAUUUCAGAUGCUUUUUUUACACAAAGCCACACCUGUUCAUUUUCAUUCAGUCUGUUCUGUACUGUCAUGGUACUGUAUGUUGAGGAUUUGCUUGACUCAUCUCCAUGUUACCUGUUGAUUGUUCAUCAAAAGCAACAGAGAAGCUGUGUUGUAUUGGUACUUGUGUUGACCUUGCUGACCUGUAUCUCUUGUUGGUUGCCUACGUUGCAUUUGGUAGACAAUGCUGGGUUGGAAAAAAAAAAAAGAAAACAAGCAACCUGUCA